Symbiodinium sp. CCMP2592 is the source of this 528-nucleotide messenger RNA. Lineage: Eukaryota; Dinophyceae; Suessiales; Symbiodiniaceae. The record is from the annotation of a GenBank genome assembly.
AUGGAGUCGCCCGCACAUUGCCACACAUGCAAACCGGCAGCUUCCCCGCUUUGCCUGAAAGUUGCAGAGCUCCCGCGGUGCAGGCCGGAUCUGGAGCGGUGCUGCCUGUGCCCAGACCCAUCAUCUGUGGUCUCCUCUGUGCUAUCUUGCUUCCAGGCCACCAAUUAUGUCUGCCCUGGUUGCCAUGCCAGCAUUUAUGAUAGCUGCGCCCACACCGAGCUGUCAGAGCGACGUUGCCCUGCAUGUGGUGAUGUUGAGAAGGACGCGGAGCCCUUGCGCUGCUACCUGGCGAGGCCUGGGAGGCGGGCCCGGCAAAUCGUGCCGGCGAGGCUCUCAACGAGGUGGAGGAAUCUGGGACGCGUCCCGGUUGCAAGGACACCGAAGUUUUCAAUGUGGCAGACCAGAGUGCACAGCAGAUCAGCACUUCCGCUCUUUUUCGCAACAAAGCUGCCCAAGCUGACUGGUGGGCUUGGGAGCGCCUGUCGUAAAGAACGCGGGCCGUGGAAUCCUUCGGGCGGCCGUGACUGA